Messenger RNA from Sphaeramia orbicularis (orbiculate cardinalfish), 913 nucleotides. It is a transcript of the gene lyrm1, whose product is annotated as LYR motif containing 1. Lineage: Eukaryota; Metazoa; Chordata; Actinopteri; Kurtiformes; Apogonidae. Bases 122 to 487 code for a protein of 121 amino acids. The transcript is spliced from 5 exons. Gene Ontology annotation, cellular component: mitochondrion. The record is from RefSeq and is a predicted model, not a curated record.
GUCAUAGAGAACGUCAUCAGAAGGCGACAAAUGUUUUCAUCUCAUGCUGCACUAGCAAGUUACUUAAGUCUUCUUUAGACACACAGUCGGAACCGCCUGGCUGUGUUCAUUCCACGCCCAGAUGACGGCCUCCACUCGCAAGACAGUGUUGUCAUUGUAUAUGCGCGUGUUUCGCAUCGCCCGAACUUGGCAAGCACAGAGUGGAGUUACAAGUGACACAGAAACUGAGAGAAAGUACAUACUUCAGGAGGCCCGCUCUCUGUUUAGACAGAACCAGCAGCUGUCAGAUGAGGGAUCGAUAAAGAGUUGCAUAGAAGAAUGUGAAGCAAGAAUAGAAAUAGGUCUACAUUACAGGAACCCAUAUCCGAGGGCUACCUACCUGCCUCCAAUGGGACUGGCAACACAGAAAGGCAGAAAGCUGCGAGCACAGCAGCGGCUGAGAAAGCAGGCCAAGCCAGUUUACUUACAGUCACAUGAUGAGACCUGAUGCUCGAUAUCCUCAGCCAUCGCCAAGAGUUCAAGUUACCAAGGACAGGAAACUAGAGUGCAGUCACAAGCUUGUCUCAUGGGCUGACUGAUUUGAAGCACUAAUUAAUGCAAGAACGCCCGUUGUUGAGGAAAAAUCCAUUUUUUCACUGUUAUUUUUAAACAUAAUUUGUGAGCAUGAUUUGUAAUUGAAUCUGUCGGCCUCUGUUUCAGCUCAGGAAUGCUGUCAGCCUGCUGUUCUGUAUUAUAUGACCAAGUUGUAUUAUUUGUUGAAGUUAUUUAUCACUUUUUGUGAAGUCUGGAGAUGUAAUAAACUGUCUUUUGUAUUUGGAAUAUAAUCGUAAACACAGAAGUUUGUGUUACAGUUGUGUGCAUAUUGUUGUCUUUAACAAAUUAUUAAUAAUUAAACUGCUCAGAAACAAAGACA